AUGCUUCAUCACUCAGAGAAUCAGAACACCUCUACUAGUGAUAACUCUGGCUUCCAAAGGAGAAGGCAAGCUAAAUCAAAAACCGUCCCAGCAACACUUUCAUCUGCCAGAAAUAGCCUUUCAAAUAAAAAUCUUAAUACUUCUGAGGACAAUUUCAACGAUUCUCUAAGUGUGCGCUUUGAAAGAGUAUCAUUCAUUGCUCAGUGCAAGUCAAGGUUAAUUGCAAGUGAGCCACAAGCGAGAAGUAUACCAACUUUUUCGACAAAAUUUUUAAGAACAAUGCCUUACCCUAGACAAUUUUCCAGUUUAAUCGACGAGCCUAAUUUUGGUGAUAUUUCUGAGUUGGAUCUUCAGCUAGAGACAGAUCCAAUCAGCGAAACUUAUCCAAGGAAGUUAUCUCCCUUAUCAGCCAGAGUUAAGUAA
Molecule: messenger RNA, 423 nt
Organism: Blepharisma stoltei
Lineage: Eukaryota; Ciliophora; Heterotrichea; Heterotrichida; Blepharismidae
Source: the annotation of a GenBank genome assembly